Drosophila bipectinata is the source of this 469-nucleotide messenger RNA. The record is from RefSeq and is a predicted model, not a curated record. NCBI's taxonomy places the organism in Eukaryota, Metazoa, Arthropoda, Insecta, Diptera, Drosophilidae.
UCACGAAUUAGUAGAACGAUGACAGCCCAUUUAGUAGUACAUCUUAUUUUAACCCUCUUACUUGCAGAACUGUUCCAACUAAGUCAGGCCACAAAAAAGAACAUAAAACCUAAUCGACAGGAUGUAAAGGACAAGAAAAACCAGCGUGACAAAAAUGUUUUCAAAAUCAAACCCGCCGAAAACACCCACAUACAGUUUAGUUACUACCGACAAAAUGUAAAAAACUCAACUAAUUCCAAAGGCAAUAAAAAAAAGGAACCGAAAUACUAUCUCAACUUUGAUUUUAACAACUAUCGAAAUCCCAAAUCAUCAAAGGAUCGACAAGCACUUUCCAAUAAAGUUAAAAUGCGACGAACUAGAAAGCGAUUGCUUCCAAAUGGAAAACCCAAUCCCUACAAUUACUUCCCAUUAAAAGGAGAAGAUAUGUAGCAAGAUAAUUAUAAAUAAAGUCUAAAUUUUUACUCACAAA